Brachypodium distachyon (stiff brome) is the source of this 1302-nucleotide messenger RNA. RefSeq names its product calcium-dependent protein kinase 27. Gene Ontology annotation, molecular function: calcium ion binding. The transcript is spliced from 6 exons. The coding region runs from base 106 to 933 and encodes 275 amino acids. The record is from RefSeq and is a predicted model, not a curated record. Lineage: Eukaryota; Viridiplantae; Streptophyta; Magnoliopsida; Poales; Poaceae.
GCGCAAAUCAGGCCCGAGGAUUGUCUCAGGCUCUUGUGCGGAGAAAAAGAAGAGAAGGGGGAAAGGAAAGAAGAAACCGAGGGCAGUUUCCGCUGCCGCCUCGCCAUGGCGGGAGAAGAAGACCGGCCCAUGACGGAGUACGAAAAGGAGCGGCUGGCGCGGAUACGGGAGAACGAGGCCCGCCUCCAGGCCCUCGGCAUCCGCCGCAUAGCAGCUUCCCCCCUCCUCCAGCAGCCGUCGGCGGCGGUUGCGGCCGCUGCUAAGAGAAAACAGAAGGACCGAUCCGACGAUGCGGACGAGGAGUACCUUCCGUCUGACGACGGCGGCGGCGAAGAGGAGGAGGAGAGCUCAUCGGCCAGCGACCAAGAUGUCGAGGAGGAGGAGAUUAAGACUUCCUCUAGGUCUCGUCAAAAGGGAAAGAAAAAGAAGCUAUUGAACUCACGAAACUCUUCUACUAGUACAUUUCGAGAAGAGGAUGCUCCUGUCACAGAUUUUCUGGAUAAUGAUGCAGCCUUACAACAGGCCAUUGCACUCUCUCUGGCAGAAUCUUCAGAAAGUUCCGUGACAGUAAUGGGUGCAAAAACUUCAAGCACAGGAGCAAAAGGAAGAAAAGGCACUCCGUGCAAAAAUAACAACACAUCCAUUCAGGACUCUUCUAAAAACAGGAAGACAAAGAAGCAGGUCAGGAGCAGAAUACAACUAUCCGAAGAUGAUGUGGUUGCAUUCUUCUUCUCGUUUGAUGAUGCUGGAAAAGGAUAUAUCACACCCUGGGAUCUUGAAAGAAUGGCCAACGUAAAUGAUUUCAUCUGGACAGAUUCUGAGAUAUCUAACAUGAUCCAAUGCUUCGAUAGUGACAGAGAUGGAAAGAUAAACCUUGAGGAUUUCCGCACCAUUGUAUCCCGAUGCAACAUGUUGCAGGAGCCUGGGAAGUGAGGCCGUGACACGACCAUUUUGCAAAGAUUCUAGCUCUUCUGUCUUCACAUGCAGGGCCUUUCCAAAAAACCCAACUCUGCGUUACGUAAAGUUGCCAGAGUACGAUUAACAUGCAGGGCCUUUCCAAAGCAUGAUUCAAUUGAAGGCUGCAUGGUUGGAGCAGUGCAGAUAAGCCAGAUAGAAAAUGGCAUGAGUUGCUAAAGCCCCAUGACUUAACAGGGAUGCAUAUCAAGUCCUAGCUGACCAGGGCUAAUUUUGUUCCACGCUAUUUUAUGUAAACCCGACUGAUGGUUAUGUAGGUUGCUGUGUACUAACGGGAGCGCUGUUACUGUUAUCAUGGUAAUCACCAAUUCACCGUGCUCUCUCCCA